Limulus polyphemus (Atlantic horseshoe crab) is the source of this 4471-nucleotide messenger RNA. RefSeq lists its product as uncharacterized. The record is from RefSeq and is a predicted model, not a curated record. Lineage: Eukaryota; Metazoa; Arthropoda; Merostomata; Xiphosura; Limulidae. The transcript is spliced from 6 exons. Bases 143 to 1519 code for a protein of 458 amino acids.
GUUAAAAGGAGAAAGGUUCCUUACUGACGAACCUGAACGAUUGGAGAAUGCUUUUAGAAGGUGCAAGAAACUUACGGGAACGUUAGUAACUCUCAAAAGACUCGCCUCUGUACAAGAACAGCGACACACAGGUGCUUCCUCGAUGCCUGAAAAAUCGCUAUCCGCCGAUGGAUCUCAUUCUAGUGGAGACGCUCAUACGCAUACUGCCAAAUCUGGCAGACACGACUGGAAACGAAGUUCAAACUUCCGACAGAAGAUUGACCUGUGGAGGGGGUUUUCCACUUUAGGAUGGGCUCAGAAGACCAUCGACCCAGACUUUGAUCCUGUGAUUCGUGCUUUUCCUGAGGAUCACCAGAGGGCACAACAGAAAGAGACAGCCCUAGAUGAGUUGCUCAAUGAGCUUCAGUGUUUUAACCAGACAGAAGAAAUAAGACAAGAUCCUUCUCUUUGGGCUCAUGGGCAUUUUACUUCCCACUACUCUGAAUCCUCCUCCCACGGUCUUUCUCGACAGCAUGCCAAAGGGCAUUUAAAGACGGGAAUCUCUUCCUUGGAUGAUGGAAGCAAAUUAGCUAUAAGCGAAGGUGGGAUUCGUCGUCUGAGCCCUUCUGCGUUAGACAAAAAUAAAAUUUCUGUUGCUUCUCUGUCUAGUGGUCGUAAAAAUCAACAUAAACCACCCUACCUAGCGCCUAAAAAAGUGCCCCCUCCUCCACCUCGCACAACUAGUAGGUCUGUGAUGCAGUCUUCCAACAUAUCCACGUUCACGAAAGACGACGACCUUAUAGACGCUACCAGUUCUUCCCAGCACAAGACUCAACACGUCAGCAAGCGAAGUCAACCAGGUUUACAGUUGCUCAGGUCUGCAUCUGAUUCAUCCCAAAAAUCAACGUCUAGUGAUGGACCCCAUUCUAAACCAGUUACCAACCAGAUCAUUCGAACACGAGCCUUGGAUGAGUUCAUUCGGAGGGACCAGUCAUCUAGUAGCAGCAGUGAAAGUGUGAAUUCUCAAGAAGGGUUGCUUUUAAGAAACGGUCCCUCUAUCAGAACGCAGCUCGAGCGGAGCUUGUCAGAAGGAGCGGGACCUUGUGUCGUGAACGCUGCGAACUUGAUCAACAGAUUAAUCCCUUCAUCUAACUUGCUUCUCUCCCAGAGCCGCCAGGAGAUUUUAGAGUACAGACAUCAGGAACUACUCGAUAAACAAAAACGUUUGCAAGAUCAAUAUACUAAGCUACAACAACUUCAGCGUGCUCAAUAUCUGACCCGUUCCUCUCCAACAAGUCGGGCGCUCAGUUUCACCGGACCCGGCGAUCUCAAGAAGACGGGCAGUGAAAACAACAUCUUGUCAAAGAUGAAGCUUUCUUUAGUCCCUACCUCAAGUUCUUUGACACAGCUCUCUACAAAAACUAAUAAAAAUCCUAGCGCAGAAACCCAAGUACCGGCUGCUCAGAUGCUGGGAAGGAAACAUAAAGCCAGCACACUUCCACAGUCGUCAAAUCCGAUACACGAGACGGACAUAAUAUAACAUGUAUCUAAUAUCUUCCAGGAGCUCAAUGUAAAACCCCUGUCAUAUCGUCGGCUCAAGAUUGGCUUCUGCUUUCUCGAAACGUUGAUUUGGAAUGAGUUUAUUAAAGUUGAGCUGAACCUUAUCGGGAUGGCCAUUUGUUCCUUUCUGUUUACGUUUUCUGAAAAUUAUUAUUUCUGACGUUAUUACCGAAACCUUUAAAUAUAUCUAAGUUCUAAACCCACAACCCUCGUUAAGCUGCUAAAUUUUGGGAUAAAGAGAUGUGAAAAUUCAUGCUUAUUUUAUUUUGUGCAGGAUGGAUCGCUUAGAAGUACCUAUAUAUAAAUAUAUAUAUAUUUAGAAUUAAAUAACAGAGUUUAGGUAAGUAGAAUCGAUAGUUUUUAAUGACUAGUCAUCUAAAAAUCUGUAUAACUUUUAUCUAGAAAGAUAAUAGACUUUAUCAAACAGUUUCUCUAAACUGCACUAUCUCAUCGGCAGACAGUUGAUCUGCCAGCUAUAAAUAUACCGAGACUGCCUUCACCUUCUUAACCUAAGUGACUUGUCUACAUGCCUUCACGCUUCGUAUAACGGUAUCUGUAAGUAGGAUACUUCAAAGUAUCAACACUCUUCCAGCUAUGACCUGCACGUGUGUACCAAACAGACUGUUCUUUCAGCGAUGGCUAAGGAGUGUAUGAUCGUCAACCCAGUCGGAAGGUCGAGAGAAAUUUGACGAUUUGUUUGGAAAGAGGAUAAAUCCUUAGAGUUCGUUCUACCUAUCGUCUUUAUGUACGUUACCAUUGCACUUUCACAAUCAAGAUACGAGCUGCACAACAAUUAAAGCACUUUUUACCUUCACUUUUAAUAAUAGUGUGAAAUGUUAUCUCAGGUUGGAUAUUUUUUAGGUAAUUCAUUCUCUUCUAUCUUUCAUUGAUGAUAAUUAAUAGUUAAAAGUUAUCCAUAACGGUUUUUUUUAAAUAAAAAGUUAUUGAAACAUUUCAAAUACUUGAAUUCCCUCAGUUAAAACAUCAUCCGACCCCUAAUACAUGUCGUGUUCCUUCAGUGAAAACAUUAUACAACCCUUAAUACAUGUCGUGUUCCCUCAGUGAAAACAUUAUACAACCCUUAAUACAUGUCGUGUUCCCUCAGUGAAAACAUUAUUCAACCCCUAAUACAUGUCGUGUUCCCUCAAUGAAAACAUUAUUCAACCCAUAAUACAGGUCGUGUUCCUUCAGUGAAAACAUUAUACAACCCCUAAUACAUGUCGUUUUCCCUCAGUAAAAACACUAUACAGCCCCUAAUACAGGUCGUGUUCCUUCAGUGAAAACAUUAUACAACCCCUAAUACAUGUCGUGUUCCCUCAGUGAAAACACUACACAACCCCUAAUACAUGGCGUGUUCCCUCAGUGAAAACAUUAUACAACCCCUAAUACGUGUCGUGUUCCUUCAGUGAAAGUAUUAUUCAAUCUUUAAUACAUGUCGUGUUCCCUCAGUGAAAACAUUAUACAACCCCUAAUACAUGUCGUGUUCCCUCAGUGAUAACAUUAUUCAAUCUAUAAUACAUGUCGUGUUCCCUCAGUGAAAACAUUAUUCAAUCCCUAAUACAUGGUCGUGUUCCCUCAGUGAAAACACUACACAACCCCUAAUACAUGUCGUGUUCCCUCAGUGAAAACAUUAUACAACCCCUAAUACGUGUCGUGUUCCCUCAGUGAUAACAUUAUUCAAUCUAUAAUACAUGUCGUGUUCCCUCAGUGAAAACAUUAUUCAAUCCCUAAUACAGGUCGUGUUCCCUCAGUGAAAACAUUAUUCAACCCCUAAUACAGGUCGUAUUCCUUCAGUGAAAACAUUAUACAACCCUAAUACAUGUCGUGUUCCCUCAGUGAUAACAUUAUUCAACCCCUAAUACAUGGCGUGUUCCCUCAGUGAAAACAUUAUACAACCCCUAAUACGUGUCGUGUUCCUUCAGUGAAAGUAUUAUUCAAUCUUUAAUACAUGUCGUGUUCCCUCAGUGAAAACAUUAUUCAACCCCUAAUACAUGUCGUGUUUCCUCAGUGAAAACAUUAUUCAACCCCUAAUACAGGUUGUGUUCCCUCAGUGAAAACAUUAUUCAACCCCUAAUACAUGUCGUGUUCCCUCAGUGAUAACAUUAUUCAACCCUUAAUACAAGCCCCCUUUUUUUUUACCCUUUCAGGGUAACAACUUACACUUACAAACAAAAUACCGAUUUCUUCACAAAAAGAGUGUAAAAGGUUUAAGUUUUAUAACUAGAUUUAUUUGAAAUACAAAGUGCUCAAGAAAAUCUGAAUACACAAUCAGGUGUAUGACAGGUAAUAACUCGAUGGAUUCUUUAAACAACUUGUCACAUGAACGUUAUGGAAUCUUUCAAUGUGGCAAAAUGCCCCCCGUGGCUCUCAGCGAUAAUUCCGAGGACUUAUGAUGCUAAAAGUUGGGCUUCGAUAUCCGCAGUGGGCAGAGCACAGAUAACUAAUUGUGGGUUUUUGUGUUUAACAACAAACAAAUAUGUUACUAGAUGGUUAAGCUCACAAGUCUCGUAUCCUUAAAUAAAAUUUAAAAAAUCGUGAGAUUACCUAAAUUAGUAUUGAAGAUAAAUCAAUUAUAAAAUUUAAAAAAAAAGACUUUCAUCGUUUCCUGUAAAAUUCAAACACGCUUGAUGGCUUUAUAACAUUUUAAUUUUUCAUAAAGUGUCACUUAAAACUCUUGGUGUUAUAACCCAAUCAGCUACACGAAUUCAUUUGAAGCUCUAGGCCUCAUCGGCUUAUAACAUAGGUGAAAUGUUCCAUUGCCAUUAGACCAUUUUUCUCACUGAAAAACUUUAAUGGGCUUGCUAAGUAUAAAGUGACAAAAGCAUUUGAAGUCAUCUUGCCUAAAACAGAUUAUACUGCGCUAAUAUUGACGUUAUCCAUCUUUAGAAAUCAAUUCAGACGUUAGGUAAACACACAGAUAGAAUAGAAUCGU